Messenger RNA from Eufriesea mexicana, 3414 nucleotides. RefSeq names its product nuclear pore complex protein Nup133 (gene Nup133). The coding region runs from base 1 to 3414 and encodes 1137 amino acids. Lineage: Eukaryota; Metazoa; Arthropoda; Insecta; Hymenoptera; Apidae. Gene Ontology annotation, biological process: protein import into nucleus; transcription-dependent tethering of RNA polymerase II gene DNA at nuclear periphery; poly(A)+ mRNA export from nucleus. Gene Ontology annotation, cellular component: nuclear pore outer ring. Gene Ontology annotation, molecular function: protein binding; structural constituent of nuclear pore. The transcript has 19 exons. The record is from RefSeq and is a predicted model, not a curated record.
AUGGAUCGUACAAGUACAGGAAAUUCAUUAGGAAGAAAUUUAAUGUCUCCGCGGAAACGAAUGUCAAUUGUUCAGUCUUUAAGGAAAAAUAAUUCAACAAUAAGCUUAUCUGGACGAUCAAAUCAGUCCGUACAAAUAAUAUGUAAAACACUGAAUCAUGUGGUAGAAAGUUUCGGUUUUUCUUUACCUGUACUUGUUACAGAAGCUUUAACAUUUGUAGAUAAAAAUACUGCUGUUAGUGUUAAUAUUUCAAUAGAUGGUUGGGCUUGGCUUGUUUGUGGUCGCAGACUACUUGUUUGGCAAUGUAAAACUACUAUCCAUGAUUCAAAACAAAGAAGAGCCUUUAAAAGCCAAUGUCGCGAAUUAUUGUUACCUCAAAGUGAUUUAGCUCAUAAAGCAGAAUGCAUAGCUGUAUGGUUACCUUCUGGCUAUCAGGUGCCUAGUUGUAUGGCUGUUUCUCCUGAAGGUAUUGUACGUUUCUGGGCUAGUGUUGCACAUGAAGGAUCUUCUGUAGAAACAAGUGCAGAACUUGCUGGACAGGAAGUUAAUUGUCUUACAUAUAUUCCUGGUCAUGGUUGUAUUUUAGCUACAACUACAUGUACAGUAGCAUUGUUACAACCACAGUUUGUUGCUGGAAAAAACAGUGUUACUUGUCAGGUUCUUAGAACAAGUCAAGGAUGGUUAGGGGGUAUAGGGCGCAAGAUGACUUCUCUUAUCUUUGGUGCUAUACCUCAAUCCCCAGUUAUAGAAACAAAGUUAGUAAAAGUCACUUGCACAACCUUAGAAGACAGGGGAUCAAGGGUUCUCAUUUUAGCUGGUUCAUCUUUGCAAUAUUGGUCUUUUCUUCAUAAUGAACAAGAGAAAAUGGAGUUUGAUGAAGAUAUUGGAUAUAUUAUUUCACAAACUUUCCAGCGAAAAAUUUGGGGAUCAAGUGCAUGUAAUCCACAAAAUAUAGAAACUUGGUUGAUUGAUAUGCAAUCAUGUAAUGAAGGAAUAGUGUUUUUAAUGGCAGCUCAUUGUGUUGAUGUAUCACCUCUUAUUGAAUUUGCACUUGGUUUGAUACAGCUAUCUGGUACAACAUUAAUAAAUACAUUUAAAUGGUUUAUACCAGUUAAAAUUGAUUCUAUUUCAUAUCAUAAUGAUAUUGAAUCAACUUUAAUUUCUUACCAUUUUAUAUUAUGCAGUUGGGAAGCAAUCAUAUACAAUCAGUAUGAAGUUCUUGUAGUGAAUUGUACAUCUGAGCAUGAACAAGAUAAAAUAGAUUUAGUACGAGGUGGAGAAGACAGUAUCCUUGGCGGUGCAUUGUGCACAGGAACUCCAGUUUUGUUCACUAAAAAUUUUGGAUUAAUUUCUAUUAUUCCAACAGAUUUUAUAUCGCAAGAUUUUAAUGUGAGUUACACAGAUAAUGUCAAUACAAAUACAGACUAUAAUUGUCGAUCUAGCUCAGUUGCACAAAAUUUUACUAGUCUUAUUAGUAAUGAAGAAGUUCAAGAUAUGUUCUAUAGUUCUGAUAAUGCUACACAAUUACGUGCUGCAUUUCUUCUUAGUUUACGACAAAAUAAAGUGCAGUGUGAUGAAAUUUUAUCACAACUCUUUCCACUACAAGAAGAAACAGUAAUGGAUAUAGAUGCUAAUUUCGAUAUACUAAUUUUGAAAGUUGCUAAAGAUUUAAUAGAUGAUUAUCCAGCAAAUGAUCCACGUUGGUCAAAUCACAGAGACUUAUCUAUGACAAUAAAUGCAGUUACUUCUAUGCAAAUACCAAAUCAACUGGAAGGAAAACAAAAAGCCCUUGAUUUAUUUAUUACAUUUCUAAAAGAAUAUGAAUUAUGGAACAGAUUCUGUGCUGUUACACACAGAGGAAUAAUUAUGUCUACACCACACAUUCUAGGAGAAUAUGCAGAAAAAAUAAUUGCAGCACUAACUAUAUAUAAUCUUCAAAAUAAAUACCCAGAUAUCAUGGAUAUGAUAAUAGAACAAACUUUAAGCCCUGAAUUAUAUGUUUCUAAUGAAUUAACGGCGCGUGAUAUAUUUUAUCGAGAAGUCAGUACCGUACAUCGUUUUCUUCCCACUUUAGUGAACAAUGCAUCGGAAGUAACUCAAUCUGAAAGACCUGUUCAACAAGUAGCGUGUUAUAUUAUGCAAGUGAACGCUAUAUUAUUAGGUAUACUACACGAAGUGGUGAAAUAUCGCCAACAUAAUGCUGAUCGAUUUGCUCCUGUGAGAUGUUCGAACAGUAUAAGCGAGUAUCUUCCAUGGACAGCGGCAGUUGGGAAACAAGGACUGAGAAAUUCUCUUACUACAAUGUAUAAUUUAACUCUUAAACAUGGUAUAACUGGAACCAAUGAUUCGACAGUAAGAAACGAAUUAUAUGAACAAUUAGUAAGUUACAUAGAUCUAAUAUUAGAUGGCAGAAAAUGUCAUUUAGAAAGUGUUAGGGGUACAGAAAAGUUUGAAAUACUUUUGAAGCAGUAUGAGACGGAUCGAAUGAAUCUAAUACAACCACUAAUAAAGGAAGAACAGUACGAUAGUGCUGCUAUGUUAGCUGAAAAAUAUUGUGAUUUUGCAUCCCUCAUUCAGAUUUGUGAAUUAACUAAUAAUAAAAGUCGAUUGGAUAGAUAUAUAAAAAAAUUUGCAGCUCAAGAUUUUGUAGGAUUUCUAUUUUCAUGGUAUGUGAAAGAUGGUCGACAAGGUCAGUUAGUAGAAAAAUGUAGACACGGUGGUACUAUUGAAUUAUCUGAAAAGUUAGCAGAGCAUCCAACUCUAUCAUGGGUGCAAUCUGCUCUUACAGACGAUUUACGCUUUGCUGCUAAUACACUUCACUCUUUAGCAAUUCAAGAAAAAGAAUUAGUAACACGCAAAAAGUCUAUGCUUUCUUUAGCAAAAUUGGCUCUUCUUACUUCAGAUGAUCUAGAAGAGGAAGUGAAAGACUGUGUAAAAAGAAUCAACAAUGAACUAGCAUUGAUAGCUCAUCAAGAAGACUUACCAACUCAAGUACUUACAACGUAUGGUUAUGAUGUAGAAAAAUUAAGAGUAUUUACACCAACAGAGUUAAUUACGUUAUACACAUCUGAGGAUAAUGUUGAUGUAAAUGAGUAUGACUUUAAGAAAGCUCUCGAUUUGCUCCAAUACGUGGAGCAAGAAGAUGAAAAAGUAUCAUUGAAAUUAAAAAUUUGGGCACGAGCUGCUAAGCGGGAUCAAUGGGAUAUUAUAGGAAAAAAUCCUGAACAACAAGUACAAGAAACGAUAUUUUUCAAGUUAAUGGAUCUCGCACAUUUUAUGGGUGGAGAAAUAAAUGAAUUCCUUCCACCAGUUGAUAUGCUUUUCGUAGAACCUGAAUUGGGAAAUCUUGCCGCAUCGAGUAAUUUUCAAUUUCUAAUUAAAUUCGUAUAUGAGUAUGCAUAUAGCAAUUAUUAA